This is a messenger RNA of Exophiala viscosa, 1098 nucleotides long. Its product is annotated as HAD-like domain-containing protein. Lineage: Eukaryota; Fungi; Ascomycota; Eurotiomycetes; Chaetothyriales; Herpotrichiellaceae. The record is from RefSeq and is a predicted model, not a curated record. The coding region runs from base 165 to 1016 and encodes 283 amino acids. The transcript is spliced from 3 exons.
CGCAGCCACGAUAAACUGGUCCACCAAGGCACCAGGGUCGGUACGCAGCAUUGACUGAGCGCCCUGCGACAAAAUGAGGACAUUCCAGAAUCCUGAACAACUAUGCUGACUUAUAAAGGUACGACGUUACAGUCCUAGAUGAGAGACAGACCUUCACUUUAUUCAUGAUCACUAUGACGAGCAGACCACAAUUGCGGGUCCUUUUCUUCGACGUCUUCGGAACAUGUGUAGCCCAGAGGAAGCCAGUAGCGGAUGCGCUAUGGAGAGCGGCUAAAGAGGCGCUGGAGUCGGAUACGUCGUUGGUCAAUAGUGAAGUCCGGGCCAAGGCGACUAAGAUGUCCUACGAGCAGUGGUUUGAGUUCGGGGGUUCGGAAUGGAACAAAGACGUCGACGUAUUCACCAGCGAUAGUAAAGCGAAACACGGCAACGUCGAUUGGAGGGCAGUCGACAAGUAUCGUUUUGAAUCGCUCCACAAACUCCUCGCACAGCUCGGCUUGAUCAUUCCGCACGAAGAUGCCAGCACCUCAGGACUUGCCGUCAAGGAGGGUUCGCUGUGGAAUGAGUCGCAUCUCAAAGAACUCGGCCUUGUCUGGCACCGUCUACCCCCUUGGCCCGAUACCUGCCGUGGCCUGGACUUGCUCAAUAAGCAAUUCUCUACCGUGACACUGAGCAACACUUAUAACGACUUAAUGACAAACCUGGUAGCGCAUAGCAGCAUCCCCUUUAAGCAUGUUUACACUUCCGACUUGUUCCAAUCGUUCAAGCCGAACCCCAAGGUAUAUCUCGGAGCGGCAGAGAAGAUGGGCGUGAAGCCAGAGGAGUGUGCGCUCGUGGCCGCGCACCUGAAUGAUCUGAAAGGUGCCAAAGCGUGCGGAUUCUAUGCAAUAUACAUUGAGAGACCGUUGGAGGAGAAGACUCCGGAAUUGCGAGAGCAAAAUAUUCCGGACAUGGUGGUUAAAGAGGAUGAGGAUGGUUUUAUUGCUUUAGCCGAGCGAUUGGGGAUAGAGGUUGUUUAAUAUGGCCACGCAAGACGAGUCUUGGAACAGCGGACAUUUAUCAUGCAUGGCCAUGCGAGGCAUUGCAUUUAGUAUAGGAUUA